AUGAAUAUUAUUUUUUUAAAAGUCCCCUCAAUUUUUAAAAAAUUAAAUGUGGGAAAUAUUAAAAUUUUAAAUGUAAAUCAAAAUAGCCCAUCUAUAAUAGUAAAUAGUAAUAAUACAAAGAGUAUUAAAAAUCAUAAUUAUUCAUCUUUUACAAAUAAUAACAAUAAUAAUAAUAAAAAUCAAGUAAAUUUAGUUCAAAAUAAAUCAAUAUUAUCAUCAUCAUCAUCAUAUAAAGGGAAUAAUAAUAAUAAUAAUAAAUUAUCAUACACAACAUCAUCAAAUAAUAAUAAUAAUAAUAAAAUUGAAGAAAUUGUUAAAUCAACAACAGUUUCACCAUUUACACCAUUAAAUAUUUUACAUCCAAAAUUAGUUGGUGAAAAACUUUAUAGUAAUGAUAAUGAAGCAAAUAAUAAUCAAAAAGAGUUUAAAGCAGAGAUAUCAACAUUACCAAAUGGGAUUAGAGUAGUUUCAAAACAAACUCAUGAAGGUGUUUGUGCAAUUGGGUUAUAUAUAAAUGCAGGUACAAAAUAUGAGUCACCCCAAGAUAGAGGUGUAUUUAAUUUAUUAGAGAAAAUGACAUUUAAAGAAACAAAAAACAAUUCCACCUCAGAGAUUAUUAAAGAGUUGGAAGAGAUCUCAAUGAAUGCAAUGGCAUCCUCAAGUAGGGAGAUGAUUAAUGUUUCAUUGGAAGUGUUAAGAAAAGAUUUAGAAUUCGUAUUGAGUAUCCUAUCAGACCAAAUUAAAUCACCAACCUAUUCAGAGGAGGAGCUUAGGGAGCAAAUCGAAGUUUGUAUUAGAAACUAUGAAAUGAUUACAAAUUCAUCAUCUGAUCAAUUAAUGACAGAGAUUUUAAUGGGUGUUGCAUUUGGUGAUGCCGGUUUAGGCAAUUUAGUGAUUGCAACACCUGAACAAUACCAAAACAUCACUCGUGAGAAACUAUUUGAUGCAUUAAGAAAAUAUUAUGUUGGUAAGAAUAUAGUUAUCAGUGUCACUGGUGCUGAACAUUCACAAGUAAUCGAAUUGGUUGAUAAAUAUUUCGGUGAUAUUCCAUUCACUCAAAAAGAUACCCCAUCUGAAGAUUCAAUAGAUAGUACUAUCACCUAUAAAGGUGGUACAGAUGCUUGUGUCGCUGGUUUAAUUCAUAAAAAUCAUUUAAAAUCUCAAUUACAAUUUUUAAUUGAAAAACAACAAAAAUUAAAACAACAACAACAACAACAACAACCACAACCACAAAAUUCAAAUAUAGAUGAUAAUGAUAAUGAAGAAGAAUUAUUAAAUUUAGAAAUUGAACAAACUAAAAUUUCAAUUGAACAAUUAGAAUUACAACAAGUUAAAGAAUCAUCUUGGAUUAUUGCAUUCCCACAUAGUGGUUUAUCAACAGUUGCAGAGAAUAAAGAUAUUAUUAAUGGAUUGGUAUUACAGUCAUUGUUGGGUGGUGGCAGUUCUUAUUCUACUGGUGGUCCAGGUAAGGGUAUGCAAAGUAGAUUGAAUUUGAAUGUAGUUUAUUCUUCACAUAGGGUAAAGAAUUGUCAUGCAUUUUUAUUCGUUUUUAAUAAAGUUAGUUUAUUUGGAAUUAGUUUAACAACUCAAUCAGGUUUUCUUCAAGACGGUAUCGAAUUGGUACUUCAAGAAUUGUUAAUGUUAAGAUCAUCAAUGACUCAACAAGAAUUGGAACGUGCUAAACGUUCUCAAAAAUCACAAAUCCUUCAAAAUUUAGAAAUGAGAAGUGUUCAAUGUGAUGAUAUGGCUAGACAUAUCCUAUCUUUUGGCUCCUAUAAAUCACCUGAACAAAUUUGUAAACUCAUUGAUUCCGUCACUUUGGAUGAUAUUAAAAAAUUAAUUUCAAAACUAGCUCAAUCAAAUCCUUCCGUAGUUUCAAUAGUUGCAAAUGAAAAUGAACCAAUCUUAACUGCUGAACAAUAUAAUCAAAUUGUUAAACAAAAUUCUUCAACUUUAUUUAAAUAA
This is a messenger RNA of Dictyostelium discoideum AX4, 1965 nucleotides long. It is a transcript of the gene mppA, whose product is annotated as mitochondrial processing peptidase alpha subunit. The record is from RefSeq and is a predicted model, not a curated record. The transcript has a single exon. Lineage: Eukaryota; Evosea; Eumycetozoa; Dictyosteliales; Dictyosteliaceae. Bases 1 to 1965 code for a protein of 654 amino acids.